This is a messenger RNA of Myxocyprinus asiaticus (Chinese sucker), 2901 nucleotides long. RefSeq names its product leucine-rich repeat transmembrane protein FLRT2-like. Gene Ontology annotation, molecular function: protein binding. Bases 852 to 2828 code for a protein of 658 amino acids. NCBI's taxonomy places the organism in Eukaryota, Metazoa, Chordata, Actinopteri, Cypriniformes, Catostomidae. The record is from RefSeq and is a predicted model, not a curated record. The transcript is spliced from 2 exons.
GCAAGAGAAUUGGAGAGUGAGAGACACGGAGGUGUGCAGUAAACAGCUCAUUACCAGCGCAAUUUUCCUCUGUAAACAUCCCUCGGAGAUAAAUCGGCGAGCUCUUGUUUUUCGCUUUCAAGAAGUAUGAUAAUGUGAAACGUGAUGACGUGGAUGUAUUUUUGGCUUUUUGGGCGAGUUUCCCGUUUCGGCUAAAGACUCCUGGAAAAGUGGACGUUGCACGUUUGAAUUUGAUUUAAAUUAAAGGUUUAAACGAGGGCUCAGUUGUGGGAAGAGAGGGAGCUGAUUUGGCUAAAAAGUACUGAGCGCGGACAUUGAGCUCUCCAUACGGGAGUCAGUAUGCUAUCCGGAGGCGCAGCGGGCGGAGAGGAGCUCGGAACCGAUUCGUUAAAACAGUAUAUUACCGGAAUGGCGCUGGAUGUUUACGUCCUGUCCAUUCCACCGAGCGCAUGAAGAACAAGAAGAGAGGGCUAUUUGAAGUAUUGGCUUUAUCUCGGAUACAAUCAUGUUUCAUGAGGAUACUGGAGCCAAAUGUCAGAUCUUCCGGAAGCAACUUGGGCUGGGGCCCAUCAGCACUUGACAGCAGGCUGGGAGGUGGCCAGUGUGGCUCAGUGCUUCAGCAUACUCUCAGUCACACCCUGUUGGGGCCUGCACAGAGCGAGAGCAGUUCUGGUAUGAUCUGAUAUCUCAGCAUGGAUAGCUUAAGUGAGAGAACCCACACACUCUGAUGAGACCACCUCUCCAGAAACGGACUAGAAAUUAUCGAGGGAUUACUCCUCAAAUUCCUGGUUUAUCUGUGAACUGCACAUUUUGUCUUUUCUUGCCAUUUCCUCUUCCUCCUCUUUUUCAUUAUGGAGUUUCAAGCUGGAUUUUGGAAUAACGAUUGGACUUCAUUUCUUCGCUUUUGGUUGACAGUGUUGUUGAGCUUGCAUGUGCAGUUCAGCCCCGUCUCCUCCUGUCCAGAGGAGUGCCGCUGUGAUAAAACAUUUGUUUACUGUAAUGAGAGGAGCUUGACGUCUGUGCCUCUGGGGGUACAAGAGGGAUAUAAGACCCUCUUCCUCCACAACAACCAGAUCAACAAUGCCGGCUUUCCAGUGGAGCUACACAAUGUUGCCUCAGUAGAUACUGUUCACCUAUAUGGGAACCAGCUAGAUGAGUUUCCCCUCAACCUUCCCAGGAACGUUCGAGUGCUGCACCUCCAAGAAAACAACAUCCAGACUAUCUCCAGUGCUGCGCUAGCCCAGCUACCCAUGCUGGAGGAACUCCACCUGGAUGACAACUCCAUCUCUACUGUAGGAGUAGAGGAGGGGGCUUUCAGAGAGGCUGUCCGUCUCAAGCUUCUUUUCCUCACCAAAAACCACCUGAGCAGCAUUCCUAACGGAUUACCGGCUGAUCUCAAGGAGCUGCGAUUGGACGAGAAUCGCAUUGCAGACAUUGAUGAGGAUGCCUUCCAGAAUGUCACCACCCUGCAGCGACUGUUGCUGGAUGGGAACCUCCUAGAGGAUGAGGCCAUCGCUCCUGGGACCUUCCAGGAUCUGGUGAACCUCAAAGAGCUGUCCCUGGCACGCAACUCACUCACCACUCCUCCACCGUUGCUCCCUGGUGCAUCCCUGACCAAACUCAACCUGCAAGACAAUCAGAUCAAUAACAUUGAAGUGCAAGCCUUUUCUGGGCUCAGUGAACUGGAGAGAUUGGAUAUCUCCAGCAACCAGCUUCAAUUUCUUCCGCCGGGUGUCUUUGACGGCUUGAGAAACCUGAAGUCUCUAAAUGUGAGGAACAACCUCUGGCGAUGUGAUUGCAGCAUUAAGUGGGUCAUUGCAUGGCUCAGGUCUCUGCCGUCUGCGAUAAAUGUCCGCGGCUUCACAUGCCAUAGUCCAGAGCGGGUGCGUGGCAUGGUAAUUCGAGAACUUACCUUAGAUGCCAUUGACUGCCCUGUGGGCACAGUGUUGCAUCCCUGGCCAACCCAUUCAUAUCCAUCCACAUUACCACCUCGCAAAACCACCACCACCCCCAGAACCACCCGCUUCACCACCAUUUUAUCCACUGCUUUUUACCCCCCCACAGCCAACCCCACACCCCCAGUACCACAUUUCCCUCCCGGGCCCUUACCUCCCUAUGAAGACCCCUUGAAAAUCUCCUUUCAUGUUGUUAAUUCUACCUGCAUUGACGUGAGUUGGGAAUCUUACUUCACUGUGACAGCUUACAAAGUGACAUGGGUCAAGAUGGGUCAGAGCUUAAUGAGUGACAUCACUCGAGAAAGAACUGUUCCAGGAUACCAGCGAAGGCUCAGCCUGUUGAAUUUGGAGCCCAGGUCUCUCUAUCGCAUCUGUGUGUAUGUUCUGGAUACUCUUAACACUUACAGACCAGGGGAGGAUACUAUCUGUUCCGAGGCUAAGACCAAGUCCACAUCCACAUACUCUGAAUCGGAGCAGGCUGCCCAGCAAGACAACACAUCUACACUCCUAUUGGCUGGAGUGAUAGGUGGGGCAGUGUUGGUGGUCUUAGUGACACUUCUGAGUUUGUUUUGCUGGCACAUGCACAAGAAAAGCAGGUCAGCAUCGUCCAAAUGGAAAUAUAAUCGUGGCAGGAGAAAAGAUGACUACUGUGAGGCUGGCACCAAAAAGGAUAACUCCAUCCUAGAAAUGACUGAAACAAGCUUUCAGAUAGUGUCGCUUAACAACGAGCAGCUUUUAAAAGGAGACUUCAGAAUUCAGCCCAUCUACACACCUAAUGGAGGAAUUGGCCUCAGAGACUGUCACUUAAGUGACAAUAGCAUAAGUUACUGCAAGAGCAGUAAUGUUCCCAGUGUGGACUUCUGCCACACAUGAUGCUCUUCAAUGGAAUCUACAUUGAAGAAAUAUAUUUGUUUAGAAGAAAAAUGUAGUUCAAUAUACUGUACAA